GAGACCGAUAGGCUGCAGCAGCAGCUGCUGCUGGGCAGGAAAGCUGCUGGAGCCUGGGGGUUGAAGCUACAGUUGAGGCGAUGGCGCACGAAGGCCCGAGGCAGGUCCGAGACCGCGGGGUGACCCGAUCCAAGGCGGAAAAGGUGCGGCCACCUACGGUUCCGGUGCCACAGGUGGACAUCGUGCCUGGGCGGCUCACUGAGGCCGAAUGGAUAGCAUUCACGGCUCUCGAAGAGGGCGAGGACGUGGUGGGUGACAUCCUGGCUGAUCUGGUGGCCCGAGUCAUGGACUCGGCCUUUAAAGUCUAUCUGACCCAGCAGUGCAUUCCAUUCACCAUCAGUCAGGCACGCGAGGCCAUGCUGCAGAUCACCGAGUGGCGCUUUUUGGCUCGGGACGAGGGAGAAUCUGCAGUGGCAGAGGACCCCACAUGGGGCGAGGAUGAGGAGCCCUUGGCUUGCACGACGGAUGCCUGGGCUCAGGGAUCCGUGCCAGUGCUGCACGCCCGGGCCUCGGUGGGGCUGGAGGAGAUGUCUCAAGGCGAAGUAGCCCAGCCUCCAGCUGCCGCCCACCUCUCACAAGCCGCCCCCGAUCCGUUACUCACCCCUAACCUCCACCCCUGUGCAUUUCCCCAGGACCAAGAGAGCGUGGACCAGAUUCCUCUAGGAGGAUCGUGGACGGAUUCAGGUUCUCAGGAGCGGAUGGAAUCUUGGGAGCUAACAGACACUCCGGGCUCUCCACCCACGCCCGAGUUGCUUCAGGAGACAGGGUCCCGGGGUCCUUUGGAGAAACUGGGUGACCAGUCGAGGAGCGACCAGACUGACCUGUUUGCAGUCGGAUCCUCGAACUCGAGCAGCCAACUGUCGAUGGAGAUGGUGCCGGCAGGCAGUACCCACGCUUCUCUGGAGCUGUCCUUGGUAGCCAGCCCUCAGGCCUCUGUCGAGCGGGCACAGCCCAUCAGCUCUCAGUUCUCUCUCGAGGACCUCUACAGUUGCACGCCCCAGCCGCACGCGGCUGGAGACCGGCUGGAACUCAGGGAGGAGAAGGUGCCCCUCAUCCCCUCGCGGGUGUUGGUGUCUGAUGCUUCCGAGGGCGGCCCCACCACGCUCAACCCCUCGGCGGGAUUCCAGCCGCAGCCGCCGUGGCUGGCUGACGAGCAGCCCAGCGCACUUCACUCCAGAACUGGCCGUAAGGGGGCAAUGACGCGUCUGGACCCCGCCCGGCUGCCGCGCCCCUGGGUGCGCCCGCUGUCGGAGGUCCUGGUCCCAGACUCGGAGGGCCGCCCCCUGGAGGCCUACCGGCGGCGCCAGCGGGGCAAGAAGACCGAGGCCCCAGCCGGACCGCAAGCCUCCCUCCCCAGCUUCCGCGUCUCCGGGUCAGAGUUCUUCCCUUUCCCACCUGGCGUUCCUGUCCGAGCUUUGGGCCCCGGUCUCAGCCUCCAGUUCCCUACUCUAAGCUUAGGCCUACCGUCGCCAGGCUUUGGUUCAAAGCUUCCCUUCCCCAGUCCCGGGCUCCGUUUUCUCGCCACACACAGGGCGCGCCCGGACAUGGCACGCAGCCCCAGCCCCAAGCUAUGGCCGAGUGCUAAGUGGCCCAGCGGCUGGGAGAGGGAGGCCGAACUGCUGGGUGAGCUCUGGGCCGGCCGCACCCGUGUGCCUCCGCAGGGCCUGGGCCCUGGGGACCGGGAAAGCCAGGAUCCUCACCAAUGUCUUCAUCCCGUGCCUCAAGUUCUGGAGGCCACGUCCCAGGUGACCUGGAAGCCCGUGUUACUGCCGGGAGCACUGAAGCUGGCUCCUGGUGUGAGCAUGUGGAACCCAAGCACGCAGGUGCUGCUUAGCUCCGCUGAGGCCCAACGGGACGACAGAGAAGGCAGCGCCUCUCCUCCCAUCCACACAGGUGCCCCGAAGCCGCAGGUGACUGUGGCACAGCUAAUGAACUCAGCCCUCAAAAUGUGGUCACUCCCCUCCAAGCGCCUGCCCCAUUCUAAGCCCUAGGCAGUGGGAAUUCUACCUUCCUUCUGUCUGCUUGCCAGAAAUAAACAGCUGAGUUGCCUUAAAAAUUGGCCUGAUGUCCAGCAGUUCCU
Molecule: messenger RNA, 2080 nt
Organism: Capra hircus (goat)
Lineage: Eukaryota; Metazoa; Chordata; Mammalia; Artiodactyla; Bovidae
Gene: C11H2orf81
Product: chromosome 11 C2orf81 homolog
Source: RefSeq, a predicted model, not a curated record